This is a messenger RNA of Owenia fusiformis, 796 nucleotides long. The record is from the annotation of a GenBank genome assembly. NCBI's taxonomy places the organism in Eukaryota, Metazoa, Annelida, Polychaeta, Sabellida, Oweniidae.
CUGCAAAACCUGAUGAAGAACAUCAUAACUUGGAUGGAGAUGAAAAUAAUAUGACACAUGCACAUCAUAUUCAUCACCCUGACUAUCCCAUACCAGUUUAUCAAAAUGGGGAUCCACUGACACCUCAAGAUGAGGACACAUUUUAUGGGCAUACACACUUUGAAGGACACCAUGCUAAUAAUUCAGGGUACCAUCAUCAUUAUGAUCACCACCCAGAGAAAUCAAUACCUACAGAUGAGACUGGAGUUCCCCUACGUGGUGAGGAUGCUGACAGAUAUUAUGGUCACAGUCAUCUUGAAACUCAUCAUCCAGACUCCAAUGAAACAAACAUUCCAACUGAUCUACAACCUAAGAAUCACUUUCAUCAUAAACAUCAUCCAGAGAAUCCUAUUCCAACAGAUGAGAAUGGUGCACCUCUAAGUGAAGAGGAUGAGGAUGAUUUUUUUGGUCACACACAUCUGGAAGCACACCAUCCUGAAGCAAUUACCAGUGAUACAGAUAGUAAAGAUGAUAAUAAAAAUGAAGAGAAAACACAAGAAUUUGAUCACUUUCACAAUGAACAUCACCCUAAUGAAGCACUCCCAGAUUCAAUUACACCAGACUUGAACAAUUUAGAAGAAAAUGGUACCAAUGAUAAACCUGGUACAUCAGAUAAGAACCAGAAUCAGAAUCCAAAGAAUACUGCUGAGGGGAAGACAAUUGAAAAAGAUCAAGAUGCAGCUUACAAUUCUGCUCAGGAUAAAGAUGAAAAUAAACAUUAUGGUCAUCCCCAUCAAUUGCAUCAUGAUAAAAGCAC